GGUCUCUUCGUGGUCUGUGUCUUUACUGUGCGCCUCACUCGUUUAUCAGAACUAGGUUAAAUAAGAGCAGAGGUGCUGAAGAUGGGGAAUUGGUCAGAACUCCAAGAAGAUCUACUCGUUCUCAUUGCCAAACGAAUUGUACUGUUCGAGGAUUUUGUUUCUUUUGGUGGAGUUUGUAGAUCAUGGCGAUUGGUUGCAGUUAAGAAGAAUUUUAAGGCGUCUCAACAAAUUCCAUGGCUUAUGCUUGCCGAAGAAGAAGAGACAAGUUCUGAUGAACGUCUAUUUGUUAGUCUGACAAAGUGUGGGAUGACUUGCAAAGCAACUACCGGAAGUGAAGGGGAAGCAGUGUCUGGAGUCUCUAGGCUGGUUCGUCACCAUAUCGAAAGAUGGCCAGAUGAAUUUGCUUCAUCCCUUAUCUUGGGUUGAAAUUGGGCUUCCUCAUAUCUGUACUGUCAAAUACUAUAACGAAGAUCACAUGAAAACUAACUUUAUUUUCAUCAGGAAAGCAGUAUUGUCUUCUAGUCCUUCAGGGAGUACAAAAGACGGCAACUAUGUAGUCAUGGUUAUAUAUGGAGGUCUUGGACGGCUGGGCUUCUGGAGACCUGGAGAUCAGACCUGGACCACCAUCGAACACCCACAUACCUUUGACUUUGAGGAUAUCACUUAUUACAAGGAUCAAUUUUAUGGAGUCGAUUCUUGGGGCGAUGUUUUUGCUUGCGACAUUGGUGGGCAUAAUCAAACUCCGGCACAAGCACGAGGGGUUGGAGGAAUACCUCGAGGAUUCCUUUAUAGCAAGCGUCUGUACCCAGUCGAAUUGGAUGGGGAUCUAUUGAUAGUUGUUCGAGAUCAUCUUAUAGAUGAUCUGGAAACCUAUAUGUACGAGCCGUGCUCUGUUGAUGAAACUAUUGAGGAGUCUAAGAUUGGUUAUGGGGUUAAAGAAUUUCAAGUAUUUAAGGUGGAUUUAUGUAAUGAGAUGGAAUGGGCAAAGAUAAAGAGCUUAGGGGACUAUGCCCUGUUUGUUGGAGAUAAUGCUUCCAUCUCCGUUCAAGCCUCUAAAUUCCCAAGAAUUAAAGCUUAUUGCAUCUAUUACACCGAUGAUUGUUGGCGAUCGUACAUACAUUGUAAGUGAGGAGGAGGCCAGGACAUGGGCAUUUACAACUUGGAAGCUGGAAGCCGGACAACUUUCUACAGAGGCGAGUCUUUUAGUACUAUUUGUCCACCUAUUUGGGUCAACCCAUCUUUUUGAUGUGCGAAUGUUCUUUCGCAGAGCGUUUGUGCCUGUGGCUAUCUCUUUUGAUUGGUUUUCUAGAUGCUGUACAUAUUUAUUUUAGCUAGGAAAGAGUGUGACUACUGACUAUCUUGUUUAUUAUGGAUAAUUAUGGUUAAUUACAUGCGAUAAAUCUGGUCUUUUGCGCGGAUGAUUUACUUAUCUAAACUUAUAAAAGGAACGGUUUUGAUUAUCAAAAUAUGAUUGCGCGAGUCUUGUUUUUCCACGCUAGUGUUUUUCCUAUCAAGCUCUCGCUGCUACCUCAAGACCCUCUCAGAGAGUAAACAAACCUCAUCUUUUUCUGCGGGCCAAGUGGUGGCGUGGUUGGAUCUCCGCUUGGCUUCACCGCCAGCGGCGGAAUGGGCCUCCAGCAUCCUUUUAUUCCCCUGGGUUUGAGCCUAGUCAACGGCUGAGAGGAAAUCAAUGGUGGAGUUUUCCCUUGGAAGAUCGUAUGUGUCAAUUUUACCUUUUGGCCCUUGGGGUUUGUUCGAGUUUUUUUUGUAGAUUGGGUGAAUAUGAAAAGGGUUUGAGAGUUGGUUCUGGUGUUUUUUUUCCUUGUAGCACAGAGAAUCUAUGAACAUGCAGAGUUUGUUUCCCGUGUUUGAACAUUUGCAGCUUCAUUCUGCCCACCGAUCUGUUUCUCACCAGGUUCGUUUACGGAUUGAUUCAAAGUUAGUUUCAUUAACACACACAAGCUCAUAUCAUAUGUCUUCAUACAGAGUAACAUCAAUGUACUCCGUAUUUAUGUCUUCGCUAUUUCAAUGGAAUUCUUAUUAACCAAAAAAGAAAAAAAAUCAUGCAUGUUGAUAUGUCAGUUUUCUAGGUGUCUGUAUGAUCUUGAUCUAAGUUGUUCUUGGUACAUGAAAGAAUGAAAUUUUAUCGAUUUCUAUGUUAGAGCCACGUGUGUGAAUGGUGAUAAUACAAAGAAAGUAACCCCUCACCCCCAGCUGUGUUGAUUGCUAUUGUGAAUUUUCAUUUCUGCAUUACCACAAUAUUUACUGAUUUGGGACUUUAAAAUGAGCAAAUACACGCACAUAUGCAUACUCGAAUCUUUUUACCAGUAUAUCAUGGUGACGAAAUCGUAUACCCAUUAAAACUUAGGCAAGUCUUAUUUUUGGUAUGAAGGAUGAUGGUUUAUUAAUUAUGAAAACAAGUACAUGAUGGAAUGCUUUUCUGUUCGAUUGUUUUUGUGAACCACGAAAUGAUAAACAUAUUCACAAUUAAAGCCUUAUGGUAUAUGUAUUUUUAAUGUGUCCCCAAACGCGUGAAAGUUAUGUGCAGAUUAUUUGUUAUUUUGUGGCUCUUUAUCCUUUAGUUUUUCUUGUUGCUUUCUCAAAUUCCUUGGGUGUCAUUUUUUAGCUAUUAAUGACAUGAGUUAUGUGCAGAUUAUUUAGUAGCUUCAGCUGGAUUAGAGUACCGAAGAGCUCGUUUAUCAAUGAGGAAAGAGACAAAAUAGAUGUUGGAAUCAUAUCUGGACUGAGGAAUUAAGGUCAGAGUUUAAAUUCCUUUGUUUGUCUAGAUUACCUGAUCAAAUUGAAGUGUUUUGGUGUGUUCUCUCAUUGAAACCGUUCAAGAAGUAGGUUCUUUGCUUUCAUUUUCAGGGUUGUAUAAUCUUGUGCUUCUUGAAUUAGCUGAUUUUCAGCUUCUUCUUUUCAUUUACACAAUUGGCAUUCAUAUUCAUGUUCCUUCACGGGGUUCAAUCAAACGUCUUGUGUUUUGCGAUGAAUCAUCUGAUUUUCUUGCUGGGAUUUUCAAUAGCGAGAUCUUACUAAUUCUUUCUAUGAAAAUUAAGACCGAGGUAGAAAGCGCGCUAGCUUCUUCUAGAAUGUGUAUUAGCUCUUCUUCUACGAGAGCGCAAAAGGGAAUGGCAGGGAGGUGAAAGAAACUGCUGCCAUGACUUUCUGUAUAUGUUUUGAUUCUUGUAGUAAAAAGUACAUAAAUGCUUUCCGGUGAAUGUACGUUACCUUAUUGUCGUGACCUUGCAGAUGGUGUAAAGAACAAAAUAUUACACUCUGGAAAUGCUAUAAAACAAGCUCCUGGUUUGCUAUUUGAUCGAAUGAAAAGAAUGUAAAAUAGGCUAAACUUGUUUGUUUACCAUUAGCAUACUUGCUAUGCUAGUUUGCUUUUGGUGGGUGCCGAUCUGGCAUAAGCAAAGAAGACGAGCAACUUGUCAAACUUUUUUUCGAAUUCAUGUAAUACUUAUUCAAACUAUAUUUAUGAUGCUGAACAAAACGAGCCUUUUCGUGUUAAAAAAGAGAGAACAAAACGAGCCUUUAAUUAGGUGAUUUCUUACGGUUUCUCUUAGCUGAGUUUUAUUGUAACGGGCCUAGAUUGCGCGCCUUGCAUCUCACCAGUAAGUAGAAAAACGGUAUUGAGGUGAGUUCUUACUGUUUCUCUGAGCGAAGGAUUUUGUAACGGGUUUGGAUUGCACGUCUUGCAUCUCACUAGUAAGUAGAAAAACGGGUAUAAAACGCGCACUCUCUCUGUAUAAACCAAAACCCUAUAGCUCAACCUCUUCAUUGCUGGCCGGGGGGGGGGGGGACGCCCUCUUCCCUUCUCCCCCGAGCUCCCGAUCUGGUUUUCUCCCUCCCCUCCUUUCUAUUUCGGCUGACGUUUCAUCCUCUGGCCUUCUCCCCUCUCCUCUCGUCGACGGCCGCCGAUUUUUUCCUCUUGAGGUAAUCGGUUAACGGCGAGGUCGUCUGAUGAGGGAGGCGACUUUGAAGCCCGUGAGACCACCCACCAUGUUUCUACUCCUGGGUAGUCAUGGUUCAGGCCUAACUGCAAGUGGUGGUCUCACGUCAAGUGCGGAUCUGGUCUGAGGCUGUGCUUGGGCGUUUGUGGGUGGCAACGGCGAGCGGCGUGCAUGGAUCGAUUGGUACCACUGUGGUCGGUUUGCCCAUGUCUUUUGUGGGAGCCAAAUCGACGAUGUCUCGACAGUCAUUGGUGGGUUUCCAGCUGCGCACAGGGGCUGUUGCUGGCAUCUGGUGGUUUGUUCGUUCCGAGGCUGGUCUUGGGGUUUCGGCAGUGUCUGGGUGGAUGGCCGGCGGUGGUUUUCUGGUAGGGUUGGGUCAGGUUUGGGUUUGCUGGGCUUAGCCUAUGUCUCCUGUGGGCUUGGCUCCCCAGGGCUUGGCCUAUGUUUCCUAUGGGCUUUGCUCCUUGGUUUUGGGGUCUGAUAGUGGGGAUCGACUGGUGGUGGUGGUGGUUGCAGUGGUGGCAAUAGGAUGUGGUGGCCUGGUGGGUGUUCGAGGUUGCCGCAGUGGUGGAUGUGCGCGUGCAGUGUUGGGCUUGUGAUUGCUUUGGUCUUUGUUUUGAUUUGGGCUUGUGUUUCGGGUCAGGCCCAUGGAGUUUAGGGCUUUAUUGUUAGGGGCUCGUCCCUCAGGGCGUGGUUUGGGCUCGGUCCCAAACUGCUUUUCUUUUUUCGUCCAACCUUUGGUUGGAUUCCCCUUUCCCCCCUCGAUGUACCCUUUGUUGAGAUUUUAGUAAAAUUUUGUUGCCUAUAAAAAAAAAGAGAGUAGAAAAA
This is a messenger RNA of Rhododendron vialii, 4787 nucleotides long. RefSeq names its product putative F-box protein At5g55150. The transcript has 2 exons. The coding region runs from base 395 to 1129 and encodes 244 amino acids. Lineage: Eukaryota; Viridiplantae; Streptophyta; Magnoliopsida; Ericales; Ericaceae. The record is from RefSeq and is a predicted model, not a curated record.